AUGUCGGGGCUCAGCUGCCCGGAGAGAGAGGGCUGCCGUCACCUGCUCGGCCUGCUGGAUACCGACGAUAUCAUGGCGCUGUGCGACACCGUCACCAACCGCCUGGUGCAGCCUGAGAACCGCCAAGAUGCCAUUCGUGCAAUUUUAGUGUACAGUCAAAGUGUAGAAGAACUUCUGAGGCGUAAAAAAGUCCACCGAGAUAUCAUAUUUAAGUACUUGGCAUCACAGGGGGUUGUUAUACCUCCAGCUACUGAAAAACACAAUCUUAUUCAGCAUGCAAAGGAUCACUGGAAAAAGCAAUUACAUCUGAAAUUGAAGGAAACACCAGAGCCAGUUAAGACCUCUCAGGACAUUAGAAACUUUCAAAAGGAGAAAGAAGAAAAAACUGAAAAAGUUGAUUGCCGACGAUUAGGAGAAGCAUUCUGUCACUGGUUCUUUGAACUUCUUAAUUCUCAGAAUCCUUUUUUUGGACCACCUAAAGAUGAAUGGGGGCCACAGCACUUCUGGCAUGAUGUCAAGCUUAGGUUUUAUUACAACACAUCUGAACAAAAUGUGAUAGACUACCACGGAGCAGAAAUAGUGAGCCUUCGUCUGCUGUCACUUGUGAAAGAAGAAUAUCUUUUUCUCAGUCCCAACCUUGAUUCCCAUGGAUUGAAAUGUGCUUCUUCUCCCCAUGGUCUGAUUAUGGUUGGAGUUGCUGGGACUGUCCACCGAGAGAACUCUUGUUUGGGCAUUUUUGAACAAAUUUUUGGACUCAUCCGCUGCCCUUUUGUGGAGAAUACUUGGAAAAUCAAAUUUGUCAACCUGAGGAUUAUUGGAGAGGCUUCCCUUGCUCCUGGAGCAUUAAUGAAACCAGCUAUUAAAUUUGAACCAAGUGAUCUGGAGGCCUUUUAUAAUGUAAUUGUCUUAUGUGGUGCCAAUGAAGUACAACGUAAUGUAAGGCAGACGGGUAGUGGAACUGGAGACCAAGGUUUGUGCAGUGGAAAUGAAGCAUUGUUGAACAAAAGAUAA
Pipistrellus nathusii (Nathusius's pipistrelle) is the source of this 1011-nucleotide messenger RNA. The record is from the annotation of a GenBank genome assembly. Lineage: Eukaryota; Metazoa; Chordata; Mammalia; Chiroptera; Vespertilionidae.